Hemibagrus wyckioides is the source of this 1569-nucleotide messenger RNA. RefSeq lists its product as uncharacterized. Bases 164 to 643 code for a protein of 159 amino acids. The record is from RefSeq and is a predicted model, not a curated record. The transcript has 4 exons. NCBI's taxonomy places the organism in Eukaryota, Metazoa, Chordata, Actinopteri, Siluriformes, Bagridae.
UCUGCUGUUCUGGAGGCGGGAGCAGGUUGAGGGAUGGCUUUUGGGCUUUCGAUGCUGAUAUAAGAGAGCAACUCAAGACAUGUUGCUUCAUCGUCAGCAGUUGUAUUAAUCUAAACCUUGGAUAUCACUGACCACGAGAGCACAGUCAUCACUCUAAAGGACGAUGAGACUGAAAAGGGAUCUGAUCCUGCUGGUACUCAUCUCUUUAUGCGUCGCUCAGAAGAAGGCCACGCAGGAAACGUGGGAGCACAGAGAUAAAACAAAUGGCAAAAGCUGCUCAAACCUGACCCAAGUGCUGGACAACUGGAAAUAUGCCAUCAUGUAUCAGGUGAAGGAUCUGCUGGUCAAUGACCAUGCUUCAGUCUUACCUGAAUAUGUGAGGAUCAAGCCUCUAUCUGAAGCCGUAGAUGACCUCUACAAGCAAUUCAACACCCUGAAAGACAGCCUGGGCAAACUCACCAGUAAAUUUGACAAGGUGGAGGAUUUCGUGGAUGAGCUACAGGCAGGGAAAAUACCCAAAGCCUGGAUGUGGAAGGCACCAAAGCGUCCACCAGUCCGAGUGCCGACUCAGACACCAGUGAGAGCCUCGGGUAGGGGACAGUGGGUCCGCAGGGCAAGAGCCAGGAGAGGCCCUGGUACUUAGUGGACAUUAGUGGGAAAUUUAGUGAGAUAUUGACACGGCUGUAUUUUAUACACUAUUAGUUAAAAUGUUCUUUAAUUGUUCAUUGGAUAAAUAAGGGUCCUUAGCUUCCUAAAAGAAUUCUACUUGAUAGGGGAUAUCUUGAUAGUGAAAUUAUGUUUAAGGGGUUCUUCUUUGGUACAACUUAAAAGACCAUGAGGGUUUUUAAUUCCUUUAAACAGGAUUUCUAUAUUAAUAUAAUUAUAUACAUCAACCAAAGAUAAUAACACUGACAAAUGCAGUCAAUUAGCAUUGUAUUACACUAUAAGGAACAUGUGAUGUUUUAUUUGAUUAAAAUGCAAAGCUUUGCCUAUGAUAUCUAGUUUUAAAAUUAGCAGCCAAAUCAGCAGGGCUGAUUACACUUGCUUUGGCAAAUCUUAUUAUGGCAAAUGUAUAAAUAAAAUUGCCUUUUUAUCAGAUACCAGAUAUAUAUAUAUAUAUAUUUAUCACAUAUAGUUUGUUAAAUGUCUGCUACUAUAAUAAAAUGUACACAUGGAUUUAAAUGCUAUACUUUUACUCAAGCCUCUUGGUAAUGAUCUGAAAUAUGGAAAGGUCACUAAUGUAUUUAAUACAUUUGAUCAAUCUAGGACAAUGCUGUUUAAUAUAGCUGCAAGAAAUAAAACAAAACAGGUCUGAACAGAGCUUUUUAAUAAUCCAGGAUUAUUUCAGAUUUCAAUCUUUAUUAACAGAUGAAUGAGAAAGACAUCAAUAUAACGGGUAACAUUAAGCUUCCUAAUCAUUAUUUUUUAUUAUUUUCAUUAUAUGUAAGUACUCUUUCCACAGUUUUAAUGACGUGAUGAUUUUGUUAAAUGUUUUCUGGUCUUGUGUGUGUGUGCAGUUCAAAUCUGUUCUAGGUGGGUGUGACAUGAGAGUUAUGGGUAAAAUGUUUA